AUGGAGAACUUCCAAACCACCUUUAACUCAAAUCACACUACAACCAAUGAAGCUCUAAAGAGUCUGGGUUCUCUCUUCAAAUACGAGAAGGCUAAAUUGCAAGAGAUUCGUACUGGUCUGAAAACUGACCAUGAAACAUUUCAAACCACCAUCUCCUCUCAAAUUUCCAAGCUUCAAGACGAACUGACAAAGGAGAGUAACAUCAAGGACUCUCUUGCCCUCAAGACCGAAGAAGUAAAGGUGUUAAGUGCCAAACUAGAAGCUUCAGAGAAACAGCUACGGUGUAGCAUCACUGGUGAAGGAAAGUGGGGUGGAUUGCCUAUGAAGUUUCACCAAGGAGCUGAGGCCGGAAAAAAAUAG
Messenger RNA from Lactuca virosa, 360 nucleotides. The record is from the annotation of a GenBank genome assembly. NCBI's taxonomy places the organism in Eukaryota, Viridiplantae, Streptophyta, Magnoliopsida, Asterales, Asteraceae.